CUGUUGAUGUGACAAAUGAACAUCAAUAUUAAUAAGAAUUCUGCUUGGAUAACUGAUCAAGAGGGGAGGCUCAAAAACUCCAUGGAAGACCCUCACGAUUUGAAUGAACAAGUAAAGAAAACACACACCGAAUCACAUGUUUCAGAGCCUUCAAACACCAGCAGGUCUAUGGAAAUGCAGGACUUGGCCAGUCCUCAUAACCGAAUAGGCAGCAGUGGUACUCCUGGCUCCAAACUGGAUAAAUCUAGCCUCAGCAGUUCUUCAGUUCCAUCAAAUGGAACAGGUGGCGAGAACAUGACAAUUCUUAAUACUGCAGAUUGGUUGCUAGGUUGCAGCACCCCAUCCUCUGCAACAAUGUCUCUUCUUGCAGUCAAAACAGAGCCAAUGAACAGCAGUGAAGCUGCUACAACAACAGGAGAUGGAACACUUGACACAUAUGCUGGGUCAGUAAUAACAAGUAGUGGGUACAGUCCAAGGUCAGCACAUCAAUAUUCUCCACCAAUAUACCCUUCCAAGCCAUAUCCACACAUUUUGUCGACACCAGCAGCUCAAUCAAUGACAGCCUAUGCGGGACAGACCCAGUAUUCUGGAAUGCAGCAGCCAGCAGUGUACACAGCUUACUCUCAGUCAGGACAGCCCUAUGGUUUAUCCACUUACGAUACCCGAAAUUUGUUGCCUGGCAUCAAGACAGAAAGUGGGCUUUCUCAAACACAGUCCCCUUUACAGACAGGAUGUCUUAGUUACAGCCCAGGGUUCACCACUCCUCAGCCAGGACAAACACCCUAUUCCUACCAGAUGCCAGGUUCCAGUUUUACGCCAUCUUCAGGCAUUUAUGCAAGCAACAAUUCUGUGUCUAAUUCAAAUAACUUCAGUAGUUCUCAACAGGAGUACCCUUCAUACACAGCUUUUGGCCAAAACCAAUAUGCCCAGUACUAUUCAGCAUCAACCUAUGGAGCAUAUAUGACCUCAAACAGCACAGCAGAUGGCACAUCUUCAUCUUCAACCUAUCAACUACAGGAACCUCCUUCUGGACUCAUUGGUCAGGCCACAGAACUUCAUGCAGGAGAGUUUGACACAGUGCAGAGCCCUUCAAUACCAAUCAAAGACCUGGACGACAGAACUUGUAGGAGUUCAGGGUCAAAGUUACGUGGAAGGGGUAGGAAGAAUAAUCCAUCACCCCCACCUGACAGUGACUUGGAGCGAGUAUUUGUUUGGGAUCUUGAUGAAACUAUUAUCAUCUUUCACUCACUCCUUACAGGAUCAUAUGCACAGAAGUAUGGUAAGGAUCCUCCUACGGCUGUAACACUUGGUCUACGCAUGGAAGAAAUGAUUUUUAACCUUGCCGAUACACAUUUAUUUUUUAAUGACUUAGAGGAAUGUGAUCAAGUUCAUAUAGAUGAUGUCUCUUCGGAUGACAACGGACAAGACUUAAGUACUUACAGUUUUGCAACUGAUGGCUUCCAUGCAGCUGCAACAAGUGCAAACCUCUGCCUGGCCACUGGUGUGAGAGGAGGGGUCGACUGGAUGAGGAAACUAGCUUUCCGCUACCGCAGAGUAAAAGAAUUGUAUAGCACAUACAAAAACAAUGUUGGGGGACUUCUCGGACCUGCCAAAAGAGAUGCAUGGCUGCAGUUGCGAGCUGAAGUUGAGGCUCUAACUGAAUCCUGGCUGACAAAUGCACUUAAAUCAUUGUCAAUCAUCAGUUCAAGAAGUAACUGCGUCAACGUAUUGGUAACAACAACACAACUGAUACCAGCACUAGCAAAAGUACUUUUAUACAGCCUAGGGGGAGUAUUUCCUAUUGAAAACAUUUAUAGUGCAACCAAAAUAGGAAAGGAAAGUUGCUUUGAGCGCAUAAUGCAAAGGUUUGGCAGAAAAGUAGUAUAUGUUGUAAUUGGGGAUGGUGUAGAAGAGGAACAGGCAGCAAAAAAGCACAAUAUGCCUUUCUGGAGGAUAUCGAGUCACUCAGAUCUGUUGGCUUUGCAUCAAGCACUGGAACUGGAGUACCUGUAAUUGUAUUAGAACGCUGGAAGUCUUUUUUUUAUAUUUAAAAAACAAAAUACACUGAGUUUUUUUUUUUUUUUUUACCAUGAUUUAGAACUUCUGGCUAACAAGUAUGAACUGUCUUAAGAAGACAAGAACUCUUUCAGUAACGGGAGCUUGGAUGGACAGUAAGAGCCUGUAUAUCAGAUCUGCAUAAGGUCGUACAUCAAUACAUGCAUUUUUUUAAAGCAUAGCUGUGAAGGACGUUGCUGGCACACACCCCAUAAUGAUGAAGCCUUCUGCAAUCUUAGAGUGAACAGUUUUUUAAAUGACAGACUCAUUUGCUGACUACAUAAGACUGCUUCUUCCCUCCUACAGUGUGGUGAUCAACAGCAUUCCUCAAGAUGGAAUACAUUUGCAAUGUUUUAAGCAAACAUUAACCUACCUAUCCCAGCAUCACCUGCAAUAUAAAUCCACUUUGAAUAUGAUGACAAUCAAGUCUAGAAUUAUCAUUUGUGUAAAUGGUUUUAUGGUUACUAGUUUACUGUGGCAACAGCCUCUGGAAAGGGAUGUUGUUGAGUUUGGGAUAUUGUCACUUUUGCAAGUUUGACAAGCAGAAUGUGCAUAAUGAUUUGUUGUGCCUUAAAACGAAAAAAAAAAAGUGUUUGUGUGUUACAUUGUAAUUUUGGUUAAAGAAAAAAAAAAAAAACUUAUGUAGAUAAUUAUUUGUGAUAAUUUUUAACAUGACCAAAUUUCAAGGUUUCAGAUUUGCAGUUCUGCAUUAAAAGCAGGGGGGAAAAAAGCAUCAGUCGGAGCAAAUAGAAAAUAAAGGACCGUUUGUGUUUGAAUGGAUCUUACAUGACUUACAAACUAUUCACUCAAAGCCAUAGAUUUUUUUUUUGUAGUAGUAGUAGUUUCAGUUCAAUACCUCAACAUAUAAAACACUCUUCAUAUAAAAGAAAACUCAGUGGUUACCAAAUAACUCCAAGCAGCACUCUCUAAACAAACAUUUACAGUCUUAAGCAUCUCCUGUUGGUAACAUGGAGUAUCCUGCUUGUGUUUCACAAUUCGCCUUCCCAUUUACUUUUGUUACACAGCACAGCAACCAUUCUGUAUAAACACAGCACACAACACUAUGUACACAAACCAGGCCACAAGACUCUCCUUGAACUAAGUUCAAACAUUGAUUAUUCUGAAGAUGCACAAAAAAAAAAAAAAAUCUGGUGUGAGUGCAGUUGUCCCAUGUUCACCAACAGCAUCCUAAUUUGUGUUAUGUAAUGCAGUCAAUAUUUUAGGACAUUUUAUACAUAUUUAUAGAAAUUCUUAGGGUAUACGAACGGUCUAGAGCCCUCUGAUAGAACUGUUUUAAAGCUAAAACAUUUUAAAUGGUAAAUUAAAGAUAUUUACAGCUGUUGGUCACUGCAGCUCUGCAUUCAAAAUCUGCUGAAGAUUCAAUUAAUUGCUUCUGUUGUUGACUUAUUUAUCAAGGCUUUUCGAGCAUUCUCUCAAACAUGUCGUACAGAUUACCUGCCGAGUAAUUCUCAGAAGUCCCAGACAGUUUUCCAAAUGACAGUAUACUGUAUAUCAGGGGUCUCCAACCCUGGUCCUGGAGAGCCCCUAUCCAGCAGGUUUUAUAGGUGUCUUUACAUCAUCAGCGGCUAAAGAUCUGGAAUCUUGACUAAUUAAGUCAAUAAUUGGUUCAGUUAAGAAACUGAGAGAUUGGGUGAAACGAAAACCAGGAGCCACAGUAUAUACAACCUAAAAGCAUUAUAAUUAGAUUUGUGGUGAGUAGUAAAACAUAUAAAUUAACCAAAUCUGUGUGCUUAAUUAUGGUCCGCUACUUCUGUGGUUGUGAAGAUUAUUUUGAUAUUGGUUUUAGGAUUUGAACCCUCAGAUAGUUUUAUAUUUUAUAGUAGUUUUUGCCAGAGUUCCGAAUCACCUGGCUAUUUUGAAAUUGUAUGACUUAGUUCCAAAAUGAAUGCCCUUCCACAAAGGUACAAUACAUGUGAAUCACUAUGCAUUUGUUCCAGUGCAGAGUGUGAAUGUUACAAAAUGAAAUAAUUAAAUACAGUAAGUGUAUUUAAGUGCUGUUGUGUACACCUACUUUCUGUUGA
This is a messenger RNA of Polyodon spathula (Mississippi paddlefish), 4097 nucleotides long. RefSeq names its product EYA transcriptional coactivator and phosphatase 4 (gene eya4). Lineage: Eukaryota; Metazoa; Chordata; Actinopteri; Acipenseriformes; Polyodontidae. The record is from RefSeq and is a predicted model, not a curated record. Gene Ontology annotation, cellular component: nucleus. Gene Ontology annotation, biological process: cell differentiation; positive regulation of DNA repair; negative regulation of extrinsic apoptotic signaling pathway in absence of ligand. Bases 16 to 2013 code for a protein of 665 amino acids. The transcript is spliced from 20 exons. Gene Ontology annotation, molecular function: protein tyrosine phosphatase activity.